AUGACAAAUGUAACGAUGGCAGAUGAUUUGUUCCUUCGUUCCACAUUUGCUCGUGGCAUUGCUGGAUUCUUCACUUGGGCAGCUCUUAUAAUUACUUCUUAUCAGAUCUAUCAACAUUUGCGAUGGUAUACUUGCCCAAUCGAACAGCGAUGGAUUGUGCGUAUUUUAUUUAUUGUACCUAUGUAUUCAUUAGAUUCGUGGCUGAGUCUACUUUUUCUUUCUAAUAAUGUGUAUGUCUACUUCAAUGCCAUUCGCGACUGUUAUGAAGCUUUCGUUAUAUACAGUUUCCUGAGUUUAUGCUAUGAAUAUCUUGGUGGUGAAAGUAACAUAAUGGCAGAAAUAAGAGGAAAACCGAUUCGGCCAACCACCUACUACACAUGUACAUGUUGUUUAGCAGGAAAACAAUAUACAAUUGAGUUCUUGCGUUUUUCUACACGUGACUUGCUUUCACCAUAUCGACCUGUUUUAAAGUUUCUCACCGUCAAAUCAGUUAUUUUUCUUUCUUUCUGGCAAGGUGUCUUGCUUGCUGUCCUUGGUUCUACUUCGGCCAUUGAUCCAAUUUACGAUGCAGAAGGUCAUGAGGUUAUAUCACGUGGUACUAUUGCUGCGGCUUGGCAGAACUUCUUUAUUUGUGUUGAAAUGUUCUUUGCAGCGGUGGCCUUAAGAUAUGCUUUUAGCAUUAGUGCAUACAUCGACCCUAACACAGUAUUGAACGGCAGUGUUGGUGGACGACCGGUCACGCUUCAAAGUAUUAGCAGUUCAUUGAAAGAAACAAUGAAUCCUAAAGAUAUUAUGCAGGAUGCAAUCCAUAACUUCCAUCCACAGUACCAGCAAUAUACACAGCAUUCAAAUCCGACUCGACCGGGAAUUACUGAAAUGGCGUCAGGGGAUGAACGGCGUCUGGCCGGUUCCUCAAGCGGUCAGAUGGGAGGCGGUUAUUCAAGCAUGGCGCAUACUGGUGCUAAUGGAGUAAGUACUCCAACCACACCUCCAGGUGCUACUGGAUGGUGA
Molecule: messenger RNA, 1011 nt
Organism: Cercopithifilaria johnstoni
Lineage: Eukaryota; Metazoa; Nematoda; Chromadorea; Rhabditida; Onchocercidae
Source: the annotation of a GenBank genome assembly